AUGACUCGCCAGCCUUCUCUCGACUCCGAGCGGCCCAUUAUGAGCAACUCGAACCGGAACUCUAAACGCUUCUCUACCAUCAGUGGAACCCCCUCGCUCGCUGUUUCCGACCGCACAACAGGAAGUCUUCCUAGCGGAGACCCACGAACCGCCGAAAUCACCCAGUAUGGCGAUGGCCUGGAACGUCUAGAGAACAAGCCUCUUCAGGCCCAGCGCUUUGUGCCAACUACUGAGAAGACCGACAACUUGAAUAAACUGGCUCUCGGAGCCAAGGUUGAACGCGCCUUGGGCAGACGUAUGACCAGCCAAGAUGCUGUAAUGCGCCGCAAACCAGUCAUGAACGAGAAGUCGGCUGGCACUGCUUAG
This is a messenger RNA of Penicillium chermesinum, 366 nucleotides long. RefSeq lists its product as uncharacterized. The transcript has 2 exons. Bases 1 to 366 code for a protein of 121 amino acids. The record is from RefSeq and is a predicted model, not a curated record. Lineage: Eukaryota; Fungi; Ascomycota; Eurotiomycetes; Eurotiales; Aspergillaceae.